Molecule: messenger RNA, 1078 nt
Organism: Herpailurus yagouaroundi (jaguarundi)
Lineage: Eukaryota; Metazoa; Chordata; Mammalia; Carnivora; Felidae
Product: acyl-coenzyme A synthetase ACSM1, mitochondrial-like
Exons: 8
Coding region: 82-849 (255 amino acids)
Biological process (GO): acyl-CoA metabolic process; fatty acid biosynthetic process
Cellular component (GO): mitochondrial matrix
Molecular function (GO): fatty-acyl-CoA synthase activity; fatty acid ligase activity
Source: RefSeq, a predicted model, not a curated record
AAAAUUCCUUCUCUCCUCACUUUCUAGACAUUGUUCAAAUACCCCAUCACCCGGUGCCUUGCUGCGCCAGCUGUGUAUCGAAUGAUUCUACAGCAGAUUUCUACCAGUCUCAGGUUCCCUGCCCUGGAGGACUGCAUUACUGGUGGGGAGGCUCUGCUGCCAGAGGAGCAAGAGGAGUGGAGAAGACGGACAGGCGUUCUGCUCUACGAGGUCUAUGGACAGUCAGAAACAGGAAUAAGUUGUGGCACUUUACGGGGAAUGAAGAUCAAGCCAGGUUCCAUGGGGAUAAGUAUCCCCCCCUUCGACAUCCAGAUCAUUGAUGAGAAGGGCAACAUCCUGCCGCGCAACACUGAAGGCAACAUUGGCAUCAGGAUCAAGCCAACCAAGCCCCUGGGCCUCUUCAUGUGCUAUGAGGACAACCCAGUAAAGACUGCCGAAGUGGAGUGUGGGGACUUUUACAACACUGGGGAUAGAGCAACUAUGGAUGAAGAGGGCUACAUAUGGUUCCUUGGGAGGAAUGAUGACAUCAUCAAUUCCUCUGGGUACCGAAUCGGGCCAGCAGAGGUGGAGAAUGCCCUGUCCGAACAUCCAGCAGUGGCUGAAUCAGCUGUGGUGAGCAGCCCAGACCCGAUUCGAAAGGAGGUGGUGAAGGCAUUUAUUGUCCUGACCCCGGAAUUCCUCUCCCAUGACCAGGACCAGCUCACCCAGGAGCUGCAGCAGUAUGUGAAGUCAGUGACAGCCCCAUAUAAGUACCCGAGGAAGGUGGAAUUUGUCCCAGAGCUGCCCAAAACCAUCACUGGCAAGAUUAAGAGAAGUGAACUUCGGAAAAAGGAGUUUGGUCAGAUGUAAUCAACAAAACACUCAGAAACCACUCUGUAAUCUUGACCACAUCCUUGACUGCCUCAGUUUCCCCACUAUGGAGAGGGUGAGGAGGGGAAUGUAGAGCACUGUUUUGUAGCAUCAGGAGUGCCAAUGUUCUAGCAUUUUUGUUCUCUUAAUUAAUAUGUUAUUGUCUUCCCUCCACAUCCCUGGGUAAGUGCUCCAAAUGUGGUCUGGUAAUAAAACGUUGACAUCAGCA